Xenopus tropicalis (tropical clawed frog) is the source of this 2839-nucleotide messenger RNA. RefSeq names its product CD22 molecule (gene cd22). The transcript has 14 exons. The record is from RefSeq and is a predicted model, not a curated record. The coding region runs from base 90 to 2666 and encodes 858 amino acids. Gene Ontology annotation, cellular component: plasma membrane. Lineage: Eukaryota; Metazoa; Chordata; Amphibia; Anura; Pipidae.
UGGUUGAAGGAGAUGAAUCACUUGAUUGAGCCACUAAUGUGUGAAGCCAACGGAGUUUGAGAAGAAGAAAUCCCUGUAAAUGACGGAUCAUGGAUAAAGACCUGUUUCAGAAUGUGCUGAUUAAGGUAUUGAUCCUGGUGCUAAUGGUGCUAAAUGCAGGUUUCUGUUAUUCAGUACGGACUGAUGAUCACGUGAAUUUCCCAGAACAGAUUUCAGCCUGGACAGGUUCAUGUGUGCUGAUACCGUGCUAUGAGAAAGAUAACCGACGUAUCAAUAACUUUUUAUGGUAUCAAAAUCCUGAGUAUGAUGAUGACAAAAAGCAAUGGACCCGGACAGUUGUUUAUGAUAAUAAAAAUACAAAAAAGGUGGACAGUCACUUUGAAGGCCGAGUGAAACCGUAUGUGGGUCAGGGAAAUGGAGCCUGCGGAAUUGUACUGCACAAUGUACAGGAAGGGGACAGCGGGUAUUACAGGCUGAGGACAAUAGAUGGUAACGAUCAAUGGAUGACAAAAAAGAAUGUGUCUCUGACUGUCUCUGAUUCUGGGCCGGAGUUAAUGAUCAGACCUGUGGGAGUGGGGAGAGAAUACCAGAAGCUCACAUUGUCCUGUUAUGUUCAUUAUUAUUGCCCUGAUUAUGACAUUAAACUGUCCUGGGAUGGAGAUGUGAGAGGGGAGACAAAGACAACUGUUCCACGGCUUGAGUGGUCAGUGAGAAAUAAGAAACCAAUAAUGACUGAGGCGGAAUUCACCUUUACCCCGACCUGGGAAGAUCACAAUAAAACAAUACAAUGUGCCCUUACCAAAGGGGAUAGUGAAGUUACCAAGACCGGACCUGUUGUGCUGAACAUACAGUAUUCCCCCAAAGGAGUCCGUAUCCGGCCUGAAACAUCUCCUGUAACAAUAAGCAAAGGGGAAGAAGUAGCCUUGGAAUGCACUGCAGAAAGCAGUAACCCUCCCAUAGACACAUACCGGUGGUACAAAUCUGCUAAUAACAUUGUAGGUUCUAAUUCUCAUUACUCAGCCCGCGAAUCAGGAACUUACUAUUGUGAGGCUGAGAAUACGAUUGGCAGAACUCGAUCUAAAGGCGUGGCUAUAAAUGUGCUCUAUGCUCCAACGGUAACCCUUAAAAUCCCAAGCCGAGAAAUAAGAGAAGGUUCCCAGUAUACACUGACGUGCUCCGUUGAUGCAAACCCUCAACUAGUAAACAUUACCUGGUAUAAAGACUAUGAAAAGAUUUUAAAUAAAAACCGUGACACCCUGACAUUCCCUUAUAUAAGAGAGCAGGAAUCUGGAUCAUAUCACUGUGAAGCGCAGAAUAUUAUUGGAUCAGAGAGCUCAGCAGAUGUGUAUGUGGAUGUUGUAUAUGCUCCAAAGAACCCUGAAGUUGUUGUUGAGCCAAAAAAGCCGUCAUUCGUGGAAGGGAGUAGCCUGCGAUUCAGCUGCAAUGUCAACAGCAGUAACCCAGGAGUAUCACAGAUCACAUGGUAUAAGAAUGAGAAAGUAAUGGCCUCCGAGCGUAAGAAUUAUAUUAUUAUUGAUACAAUCAAAGAAGAGCAUCAUGGGAACUACAUGUGUAAAGCUGGAAAUAAAAUAGGUGCUACUUCUUCCCAGGCUGUUUCCAUAAAUGUUCUCUAUCCCCCCAAGGGUGUAAGAGUCACACCCCAAGCACAAAUAAUAACAGAAGGGGAUAGGAUACGGUUGGCCUGCUCAGUAGACAAGAGUAACCCCACAGUCACUGAAUUCCGCUGGUACAAGGACUCGGCCCUACAGCCCCACAGAAAUAAAGAGAUUACCUUCCCAGGAAUAAAAAGGACGGAUUCUGGCAAGUACACAUGUGAGGCAAGGAAUGGCAUCGGGAAUGUCACAUCUCAGCCAAUAACCCUUAAUGUUCAAUACGCCCCCGUGGGUGUAAUGGUUUCCAGCAUUCCAUCCAACCUGGUGACUGAACACACUAAGGUGACAUUGACUUGUACGGCCCAAGCCUACCCCAAUACCAUUUCUUACGCCAUUUACAAAGAUGGAGUCCUUCUCAAGUAUUCCCAAAGUUUGGUCUUGGAUUACAUUCAGUUAAGUGAUGGGGGAGAAUACUAUUGCAUGGCAACCAAUUCUAUUGGGAGUGGAACUUCACGUACUAUCGACAUACAUGUGUCAUAUGGUUUGACCUCAAUAGGCAAAUAUAUAGGAAUUGCCGUUGGAAUCUUCACUCUUCUCGUCCUUCUCAUUGUGGCGAUUCACUUUAAAAUCUGGAAGAUGGUGUUUCGGUUUAAAGCCGAUGACAGCGAGUCCCAUUUUAUUGUGAUGAAGAAGACCCACCCGGAGUUACCGGACAAUGCGGCGAGACAAUCCCCACCAGUGGGCAGUCACCUGGAUCAGCUGAACUAUUCUAUUAUCCAGUUCCCUCCACAACCAGAAGGGGGAGCAGCAUCAAGGACCAACCCUAAUGAUCAAGGUGUCAUAUACAGUGUGCUACAGAAAACUUCCAAGGCACAUGAAUAUGAGAACACAACCAGCGGAACCCAGGAAGAGAAUUCUGAUGAGAUUCACUAUUCAACGAUUGCCAACCUGCCUAGAGGAGGCAUGGUGCCCUCCAGGACUUCAGAGGUGGAAUAUGCAAUGCUCAGCACCCAACAGAACAUCAAUAGCACCCAACAGAACAUCUAUAGUUAGUUGCAAAGGUCCCACAAGCUACAGGCAGCUAUGGCUGUAAUGAUCCCAAAUGUUCUGCUGUUAUGUUUGUGUUGCUUUCCCCCCCAAACAAUCCCUUUAUACGGUAUGUUUAUGGUAUAUAAGGACUGUAUUACGUUUAUAUACAUUGAGUAAAGACUUUGUAUUAGUUUGUA